Salvelinus namaycush (lake trout) is the source of this 765-nucleotide messenger RNA. RefSeq names its product protein Hook homolog 2-like. NCBI's taxonomy places the organism in Eukaryota, Metazoa, Chordata, Actinopteri, Salmoniformes, Salmonidae. The coding region runs from base 186 to 467 and encodes 93 amino acids. The record is from RefSeq and is a predicted model, not a curated record. The transcript has 3 exons. Gene Ontology annotation, molecular function: microtubule binding. Gene Ontology annotation, biological process: cytoplasmic microtubule organization.
UCGGUCGGAUAGUCAGUUUUACGAGGGUAUGUGACCAAUACAAUUUGAUUUGAUUUGACUGUUAAUGUGAUACAAUUUCUCUGGCUAGAUGUUGCUGUUUGGCUAGUGGUCAGUCAGUGGCCCUAUUUUGAUGGUUUGGUUGGAGUGCUGAUGUUUUAUGGGCAUCGUUGUGAUACAGUUAGACGAUGAUGACUGAAGAGGAGACUACUUCCUGUGACGUCAUCAUGACAGCUGUCAAAGAAGACUCACAUGAGAGGAUCAUGUCCAGACAAGACCAAGAGGAAAAGCUCACUAUUAGAGACUGGUACAGUAUGUGUGUGACUCUCCAGCAGCAGGAGCUGAGGCUGUCUGAGGGCUCUUACAGACCUCCAGGCCAAGCCCAGUCCUUCCUGGCCCAGCAGAGGCAGUCCACCCAGGCCAGGAGCAGGAGAGGCAUGGGGCUCUCUCCCAAGCUACAGCCCAGAUAGGAGGGAGAGAUGGAGGGAGAGGUCCCUCUGUUGAGGAUGGUGGGAUUGACACUGGAUGGACAAGGAACGUUGGAAGAGGAUGUUGAUGGGAUUUUUGUGGCUGUUUAAAAAAAUCUUGGAUGUUAAAAAAACUAUUUUGUGUAACAUUGGCGCCACCUGUUGGUCAAAUGGUAUUGGUGUUCGUUUUUUGUCCAUCUCAGGUUGAAUCUAAAAGUAAAAGGAAUAGAUAGGACAGUAAAGGACUAUCACUAUUACAAUGUGUUGCCAAUGGAUUUUUGCGCUUCGAAUAAAAUAUCAA